This is a messenger RNA of Hemiscyllium ocellatum (epaulette shark), 1694 nucleotides long. It is a transcript of the gene ctbs, whose product is annotated as chitobiase, di-N-acetyl-. Gene Ontology annotation, molecular function: chitinase activity; chitin binding. The record is from RefSeq and is a predicted model, not a curated record. Bases 69 to 1181 code for a protein of 370 amino acids. Gene Ontology annotation, biological process: chitin catabolic process; carbohydrate metabolic process. Gene Ontology annotation, cellular component: extracellular region. The transcript is spliced from 7 exons. Lineage: Eukaryota; Metazoa; Chordata; Chondrichthyes; Orectolobiformes; Hemiscylliidae.
AUGUUGGUAGAACACGGAAGUGGGAGGUCAGCGCGGGGUGAGCUAGUAAAGGAGGGUUUCCGGUGGCCAUGGCCGGAGUGGGGCUGACGGAGAGUCCCGCCCUCUGGAUCCUGGUCCCGGCCCUCGCCGCCUUCCUCCGCCUCGGGGCCCGAGCCGCCGGCUGUCCGUGCGCCGACGUCGCCCUGUGCCGCCCGGUGACCGCGGAGAGGCCGUUCGAGCUCUUGGUCUUUGACGUUGGUGGUACAGAUUGGCACCAUUAUGACUUUUCUAAGAUCACAACUAUUGCAGCCUUUGGAAUUUAUGACCCUCAGCUUGUAUGUCAUGCUCACGCACAUAACGUUCGUGUCGUCCUGAAAGGAGAUGUGCCAAUUAAAAACAUAUUAGACCAUACCCAGCGAAUAAAUUGGAUCAAUGAUCAAAUACAGUUAGCAAAGCAGCAGUUUAUGGAUGGGAUUAACUUGGAUCUGGAGGAAGCUGUUGAAUUUAAGUCUGAAGGAUAUUACGCUAUAACGCAACUGGUUAAUGAAACCACACAAAUCUUCCAUCGUGAAAUACCAGGGUCUCAGGUCACAUUUGACGUGGCUUGGAAGCCAGGAUGCGUAGAUGGCCGGUGCUAUGAUUAUGCAGCAAUUGCAGCAUCUUGUGACUUUAUAUUUGUGAUGUCGUAUGAUAUGCAGAGUCAGAUUUGGGACGAUUGCAUUGCAAAGGCAAAUGCACCAUAUGACCAGACGUUAGUGGGUUACUUAGACUAUCUCAAGCUCAGCAUUCCUCCUGUGAAAAUCGUGAUGGGAGUUCCAUGGUAUGGUUAUGACUAUCCUUGCUUACAGCUGCUUGAGGCUGGUCGGUGUACAAUCCGAAACAUUCCUUUCAGAGGUGCACCUUGCAGUGAUUUAGCUGGACCUCAAGUCCCAUAUAAAGGUCUCAUGCGUCUGCUGCCCAGAUCAAUCACUGGCCGGUUUUGGGAUGAUGUUCAGAAAGCCCCGUAUUUUAUCUAUGAGGUUAACGAUACAUACCAUCAGGUCUGGUAUGAUGAUCCACAGAGCAUUUCAAUUAAGGCAGCGAUUAUCAAAAAGCUGAAUCUCCGUGGAAUAGGCAUGUGGAAUGGAAACCUCUUAAACUAUGAUGAUCCUAAAGCAGCAAUACAAACUAAAGAAAUGUGGGAUGCACUGAACCCUUUCUGAACAAAUCUUCAGUGACUUUUGUUCUAAAACUCCAAAAUGCAACUAUUUAGCAACUGCAACUAUACAUUGCAAGCAUUGAACCAUUGAUUCCAAUAUUAGAAAUUGACCUAAUGCAGAUCUGUGGAGCAGGUAUGAAAUGUUUCUCUCAAAUGUCUAUUCAAUGAGAAGCAGACAUAAGUGUUUUGCAACAUCUUAGUCUGUGCACUUUGUAAACAGUUUGUCAGCCAUCAGACUGACAGUACAGGUUAAACUUUGAACCACUGCUAAAUACUUAGGGAACAGUUCGAUUUUUCCUGUUGGUUGGAAAUGAAUUACAACAUAUGUGUGCUGUGUUCGUUUUUCGCAAUCUUUGAUGUUUGUCAGUGUUAUCGUUUUGAGGAUUUCUCAAAUUAAGUUUCCUAACUUAAUUUUCACUAUCUACAUUGAGGUUUGAUUAGUUCGGCAAAGUCAUGUUUGCUCUUACUAAUUUUCAAUUAAUAUUGCAAGGCACUGCAAUUAUUUGACUUUUAAUCU